AUGGCAGGCAUUGCUGGUGCAGCUUGUUCUUCUAAUGUACUGUUUAGAAGCAUAGAAGUGGGAAACAAUGGAGCUUCUCUGGCUCAAUAUAGUGGGCUUAGACCAGUUGAGAACAUGCAAAUGGCUCCAACUGGGAGUAAGCCAAGUGGGUCCAUUUCUACUUCAGCUCCAAAAUCAAGAACAACUAGAGCCAUGGUAUCUCAAACUGUUUCAGCUCCCAAGCGUGAAAAAGAUCCCAAGAAACGAAUUGUCAUUACAGGAAUGGGACUAGUCUCAGUUUUUGGUAGUGACAUUGAUACAUUCUAUAACAAACUCCUCGAGGGAGAGAGUGGGAUCAGCGUAAUUGAUAGGUUUGAUGCUUCGAGUUUCUCUGUUCGGUUCGCCGGUCAGAUUCGUGAUUUUUCUUCCAAAGGAUACAUUGACGGGAAAAAUGAUCGCCGUCUUGAUGAUUGCUGGAGGUACAGUCUAGUUGCUGGCAAGAAGGCCCUUGAAGAUGCCAACCUUGGCUCUGAAGUGCUUGAAAAUAUGGACAGAACAAGAAUUGGAGUGCUGGUAGGAACAGGCAUGGGAGGCUUGACAGCUUUUAGUAAUGGAGUUGAAUCUCUUGUCCAAAAGGGAUAUAAGAAGAUAUCUCCAUUCUUCAUCCCUUAUUCCAUCACCAACAUGGGCUCAGCAUUAUUAGCUAUAGACACAGGGUUAAUGGGCCCUACUUACUCCAUCUCCACUGCUUGCGCGACCGCAAAUUACUGCUUCUACUCAGCUGCUAAUCAUAUUAGAAGAGGUGAAGCAGAUAUCAUGGUAGCUGGGGGAACUGAGGCUGCAAUCAUUCCUACUGGUGUUGGUGGUUUUAUAGCUUGCAGAGCACUGUCUCAAAGAAAUGAAGACCCUAAGAAAGCUUCAAGGCCUUGGGACAAGGAUCGUGAUGGUUUUGUCAUGGGAGAAGGCUCUGGUGUGCUGAUAAUGGAGAGCUUAGAGCAUGCAAUGAAAAGAGGGGCCAAUAUAGUUGCGGAAUAUCUAGGAGGUGCUGUAACUUGUGAUGCUCAUCACAUGACAGAUCCCCGUUCAGAUGGCCUUGGAGUUUCAACCUGCAUAACCAAAAGUAUGGAAGAUGCCAGAAUUUCCCCUGAGGAGGUGAACUAUGUUAAUGCUCAUGCAACAUCAACACUAGCAGGGGAUUUGGCUGAGGUUAAUGCAAUCAAGAAAGUCUUUAAGAACACUUCUGAGAUCAAGAUGAAUGGGACCAAGUCAAUGAUUGGACAUGGACUUGGUGCUGCUGGUGGCUUAGAAGCCAUAGCAACUAUAAAAGCCAUCAACACCGGAUGGCUUCACCCAUCCAUCAAUCAAGAUAACAUUGAGCCUGGUGUUACAAUUGACACUGUUCCCAACGUGAAGAAGCGACAUGAAGUUAAUGUUGGAAUCUCAAAUUCAUUUGGCUUUGGAGGGCACAAUUCAGUGGUCGUUUUUGCUCCCUUCACACCCUAA
This is a messenger RNA of Dovyalis caffra, 1482 nucleotides long. The record is from the annotation of a GenBank genome assembly. Lineage: Eukaryota; Viridiplantae; Streptophyta; Magnoliopsida; Malpighiales; Salicaceae.